This is a messenger RNA of Pisolithus orientalis, 732 nucleotides long. Its product is annotated as heterokaryon incompatibility protein-domain-containing protein. Lineage: Eukaryota; Fungi; Basidiomycota; Agaricomycetes; Boletales; Pisolithaceae. The record is from RefSeq and is a predicted model, not a curated record. The transcript has a single exon. The annotation marks the transcript as partial.
AUGGAGCUGGUCCAUACGGCCAUCUUGGAAUACUUUCAGUACAUCAUGCUUUCUCACCGUUGGGGUGAAGACGAGCCAUCAUUGCGCGACAUCGAGGGCCACCUGAUAUAUGAUAUGUCAGAAAAGGAGGGCUUUGAAAAGCUGCAAACCUUCUGCGUUGUUGCCUGUGAGCGAGGUUUUCUGUGGGCAUGGAGUGACACGUGCUGCAUAGACAAAGACAGCAGUGCUGAGUUGCAAGAAGCCAUAGGAUCGAUGUUUGCGUGGUAUCGACGAUCUUCCCUAACCAUUGUGUAUCUCUCUGAUGUUCCAGAUACCGGUUCGUUCGAGAGCAGCGAAUGGUUCAGACGUGGGUGGACCCUCCAAGAACUACUGGCCUCCGGAAACAUAUUAUUCUACACUCAAUCCUGGUCACUCUACAAGAACCUCACAUCUUCGAACCAUAAAACCGAUAUCGCGGUGCUGGAAGAGCUGGAAAGGGCGACUGGAAUAGAGUCCCGGUUUCUCACUCACUUUUCCCCAGGUACGGAUGACGCUCGUUCGAGACUCCAAUGGGCGUCAUUACGUCGUACCACGCGGCCUGAGGAUAUCGCCUAUUCACUUUUUGGGAUCUUUAAUCUUCACCUUCCCGUUCUGUAUGGUGAAUCUGCUGAGAACGCUCUUGGGCGUCUCCUGGCCGAAAUCAUUUCACAGUCUGGGGAUAUCUCAGUUCUGGAUUGGGUUGGGGAUGCGUCG